Messenger RNA from Saccostrea cuccullata (small rock oyster), 1480 nucleotides. RefSeq lists its product as uncharacterized. NCBI's taxonomy places the organism in Eukaryota, Metazoa, Mollusca, Bivalvia, Ostreida, Ostreidae. The record is from RefSeq and is a predicted model, not a curated record. The coding region runs from base 57 to 395 and encodes 112 amino acids. The transcript has 2 exons.
AACGUUUGAGAAACACACGACAAGGAAUUUUGUUCCUGUAAUUCUAAGCUUCGACAAUGGAAUUUAUGUCCGCUACCGACAGAGUGAAUGCUGCAUUCGCUACUUUGCAGUCUGAGUUGAGAGAAAUCAGAACACAAGACAUCAGUCUGAUGAAGCAGCUACUUAGUAUCAACGAUUCCAUCCAGAGUCUGUCCAAGAAAAAGAGCGACAAGUCACGCGCCAGGAGAAUGACAAGAAAAAUCUCCCGCAAACCAGCACUGGCGGAAAUCACAGACGAGGACCAAACAUACAGCAGGAAGGACGAAAUCAAACUCCUAACUAACAUUAAAUUAUGGAAAUACUCCCAGUCAGAAGAAUCCAGCUCGGGAUCAGAGUCAGAAAUCUUGUCUGACUAGAAAGUGCCUCAACUGAUUCCAGAAUACCUCAUUUAACGACGGUCUCUCUUAAAGCUGAUGCAUCAAGUACCCCACUUUCUCGACAAAUCAGUUUUAGAGGUACACAGACCGGAUUAAGAACAACCUUCAUCAGACUCUGACGUUUUUGUUUUUUGUUAUUUCUCUCGUCGCCUUUCAUUGAUAAAAGUAGGGUUUUGUAAUGAAGGACGAUGACAGAGCCAGGCAAUAGUAGCGAUAGUUGCUGUUACUUUGAUUGGUUUAUUGUCUUUUAAUGGAUGUUUUUUUCUUUGUUUGUUCAUGUUUGUUUUUAAAUGCAUGCAAGUAUUCUCUGUAUGAAUAUUUUUUGUCAAGUGCAUAUUUGUGUUGAUUUCGACGAAGUCUUUGGACGGAUUCAAAUAUUUCUUGUUUUGUGCAAUGUAAGAUUUUUUUCAAAAAUAAUUUUCUCGCCUUUUUCAAGAGAAAUGUUAAAAAAUUAGUUCGAUAUUUUCUGAUAUUAAACUCUUUAAAAGUAUUUAAAUAUCAUUGUUCUCAGUUAUAUACAUUUUAAAGAAAUCAAGAUUUGGUUGAUCAUAUUCAACUUAAUUGAAUUUAUUUUUUUAAACGUGUUCGAUAACAGAUCAAAAUUUUUUAGCUUAUGUUUUGUGUCCCAAGUAAGACUUUGUAUUUGUGUCUGUGUUUUUUACAUGUUGUAUGUUUGUCCACAACUUUAACUUUGACCUAUUACCAAGCUUUGUGUUAAGUUCAGUUAUGGGUCAAAGUUAGAGCCUCUUUAAAACUUAAAGUAAUGCAUGAAGACUACAAGUCUAAAAAGAAAUUGGAUAGUUUCGGUUAUGUUACAGGUAUAAAAUAUUAUGUUAUUCAUCAUAGAGAAUACUUUUGUCAAAUGUCAAAACAUUUAAGAAAUAUUAUUGUUUUCAUAUGAUAUUUUUUAUUCAUAAAUUUCUAAAUAUAUUUUAAAAAGAAAAUCAAGAUUAAUUUUGAUAUCUAUUUUUCAUGAAAAUUCAAAAUUUAUCAAAAAUUAUAGAGCUGUUACCAUUAUUAUAAUAUUUUUGUUAAAUACUUUGGAAUAAAGACUCUAAAAUGCA